Messenger RNA from Radiomyces spectabilis, 1011 nucleotides. RefSeq lists its product as uncharacterized. NCBI's taxonomy places the organism in Eukaryota, Fungi, Mucoromycota, Mucoromycetes, Mucorales, Radiomycetaceae. The record is from RefSeq and is a predicted model, not a curated record. The transcript has a single exon. Bases 156 to 638 code for a protein of 160 amino acids.
UGGGGUUUCAAGGCACACUCCUUGCUUUUCUUCUGUAAUUUUCCUUUUUUGCAACAUUUUUGAGCUUGGUGCACAAAAUAAUAAAGCGGACAAGUUUAUUUUUCUGGAUUUUUGUUUUCAUUCAUCGAUAACACAUUGAAUUGAGUUUUUGAAAGAUGCUUUCCUAUACUGAACAAGACAGUCCCGAAAACUACGAAUUUACGGUUUCUUACAGUGAUACAGCCGAUACCAAGUAUGCUCGAUGCCCUGAAUGUUGUAUUGGUGGAUCUCGCAUUAGCACGGCCCAUGUAUUCGAUAAUCAAACGCACCUUCGUUGUCGCAAGCACGCAAGGCUGUACUAUUGUCGCAGUGACGAUUUCGAUGUCAUUGCGUUUCCGUGCAGUGAAAAGAAGGAACACUUGGAUAAGCAAGUCGUGAUCCAGCGGAACGGAGUUAUGGUGCCCACAAGCACGACGAAUCGGUCUAAUCAAAGUUCCACAACAACGAGUGCUCAUAAUCACCAGCUGGUGUCCAUGGCCAUGUCGAGUGAACCGUCUCUGGCCUCGGCCUCCGCUGCUCAUUCACUUGCCAGCUCCAAUGUAUAUAUGAUUUGUUUUAUCGUAGCUUGCAUUUUCACAUUCAUGUACCGUUCAAAGUAAAUAAAAAAAAAUCAGCAUCCAUCACAUCAUUUACCCAUGUCUGCCAACCAGGUUAAACGGCUGCAUCCUUGUCCUUCAAUGCUGGGACCAAUAGCAGUAGAUUCCAUUUUUUAAAGUUGACAAUCCGCAUUGCACCCCAUCACCGCCACGUUGCACGUCUUUAACCAUAGUGCAACAGUCUGUGCCACCCUUUCGGUCAAGGCACCAUCAUCACUUUAUCCAAAAGGCCAAGUGUGAGUCCGCCUUAUUGACUAUAGAACAAUGAAUGUAAAUUUUGAUAUGCAGAUCGUACAGGAUCAAGAAGUAGGGUGGCAGGAAAAAAGGGGGCGGAGGUGACUCACCUCCAUCCCCGCGGGAUAUUAUGAGGCCAGCG